Molecule: messenger RNA, 849 nt
Organism: Trypanosoma conorhini
Lineage: Eukaryota; Euglenozoa; Kinetoplastea; Trypanosomatida; Trypanosomatidae
Product: ribosome recycling factor
Exons: 1
Coding region: 1-849 (282 amino acids)
Biological process (GO): translation
Cellular component (GO): mitochondrion
Molecular function (GO): ribosomal large subunit binding
Source: RefSeq, a predicted model, not a curated record
AUGCGGUGCGCUCUGACUUUGCCGGCUCUUUUGUCCUCCUGCAGCCGACGCGCCACGUGGCCGCGGCGCUGGGGCCAACCCGCGACACUCACCGCUGCGGCCACUCGGUGCAUCGGCGCACUCGCCUUUGCUCCUACUCGCAUCGGCCAGAAGGACCAGCGGCGCAGUGACCGGGGCGAGUCCCGCCGCCUGACCUUCGAGGAGCGUGCCGAGCGCCGCACGGGGAAGUCCCGUGAGCUGAAGCUGGCGCGGGAGAACCUGCUGCAGGAGGCGGAGCAGGUCAUCCAGGCGGACGUCCCGGACGAGCUCGAGCACAUCUUUAUGCAACACUUUGAGCGGGCGAACGUGUGCGCCAUGAAGGUGCUAAACAUGGCCAAGUGCCUGGAGCUCUUAGAGGUCGAUGUUGGCGGCGGCCGCAAGGUUCUCCUCACGAAGGUGGCGCAGGUUGUGAAGACGAGCAACUCCACUGUUGAGAUCGUCCCGCAGAACGCGAGCUUCGCCAGCCCCGUCCUGCACCGCGUGACCCGCUUUGACGCGACGCUGCAUGUGACGAAGGAGCAGCAGAAGAUUAAGGUGGUGAUGCCGCCCGUGACGACCGGACGCCGCGACAAGGCGGUGGCCGAGAUACAGCAGGUGAUAGCCGCGUUCAAGCAGAAGACCAAGCAGGUGCGGACGCACGCCACCAAGGCGCUGCAGGACGCCAGCAUCGACGAAAACGCGCUGCGCGAUCUGAACGCGCAGCUGGACACCACCGUCAACACCUUCACGGCGGAGAAGGCGGCGGAGCUGGAGCAGCUUGCGGAGGAUGUGACUUCGAUGGGCGUCGACGAGUCCGACAUCGGGGCGUGA